AUGACUAAGAGACCACCUUGGAAACGUUUGUUGUGGUUGAAACAGGAAUAUCCAGACAACUAUACGGAUCCGAGCUUUAUCAACUUAAGGGCAAAACAAAAGGUUGAAAGCACUAAGAAGUCUGAUAGAAAAUUAUCUGAAGCAGCUCGCUCUCAAAUUAGAUUGGAUUUUAUAAGUUUUUACCAAACUGUAUUGAACACCUCUUUCAUUUACAUUACUUUUACGUAUAUUUACUAUUAUGGUCAUGAUUCUAUUCCGCCAACGAUUUUCCUUUCGUUAAUAACAUUGAUUAUAUCAAGGAAGAAAGUUGAUCCUUUAUUAUCCUCGUUCAUGAAUGUUAAAUCCUCGUUGAUCAUCACAUUUGCAAUGUUGACACUCUCCCCAGUUCUCAAAUCACUUUCUAAGACAACCGCAUCUGAUUCCAUAUGGACGCUGUCCUUCUGGUUAACGUUGUGGUACGUGUUCGUUAUUUCAUCAACAAGAACGAAGCAGAAACCUUCAAAUCUUUCCACUAAUAUACUUGUUGCCCUGGUUGCCGUAUUAUCAUCAAGAUUGUCAACUACGAUCGAUGUGUUUUGUUUCCUUUUGAUUUGUAUUCAAUUGAAUAUCAUCCUACCUAGCUAUCUAUCGGCGACAAGUAAAGUGGUACCAAUGAUCUCGAAUGUCAUUGUCUACUCUUUUCUAAACGUUACACUGGGUUGGAUCUACAUGCUUUUGAUUUUCCUUGUUUCUGUAUUUUACAUCAUUGUUUUACCCAAGUGGUUCAUUUACUGGAAAAUCAACUAUCAUAAACGAGAUAACGAUUUACUAAGUACAUGGGAUGCAAGAACUCCAAUAUUAGAUUAA
Messenger RNA from Saccharomyces kudriavzevii IFO 1802, 846 nucleotides. RefSeq names its product phosphatidylinositol N-acetylglucosaminyltransferase (gene GPI2). NCBI's taxonomy places the organism in Eukaryota, Fungi, Ascomycota, Saccharomycetes, Saccharomycetales, Saccharomycetaceae. The transcript has a single exon. Gene Ontology annotation, biological process: GPI anchor biosynthetic process. The record is from RefSeq and is a predicted model, not a curated record. The coding region runs from base 1 to 846 and encodes 281 amino acids. Gene Ontology annotation, cellular component: glycosylphosphatidylinositol-N-acetylglucosaminyltransferase (GPI-GnT) complex; membrane.